UGGAGUGUAUUGAAAAUGGCGACGGUAGCUUGUGUGUCGCGACGCAUUUCGUCGUCCGCGCGAUAUUUUCGCAGUUUUACGCGAUCCUACUCGUCGCGUCGUGUUGACAGUGACUACAGGAGAUUCCGAAAUGGUGCCGAGCUGCUGAUCACCGCUUCCGUCACGUUCCUGUUGGCGCAGCAGUGUCUACGACCGAAAGUGGUGCAUGCCUUGAAACCUCGCAAGAGAGAAGAUGACUUUCAUAAAGCAGUAAAGCUGACAACGAGGGAGAGAAGAUUCAUAAAGUUCGCAUCAGUGUCAUACGAUGGUCAAUUAUACAUGACUCCGCAGGAUUUUCUUGACAGUGUCAUUGAUGCUGAACCUCGACCAAGGUUAAAGAGACGCGUAUUGACCGAUCAAGAACUCGAUGUGAUGAGAAACUCAACUUCCUCACUACACCAUGGAAGCACGCAUAUGUUCCGAAAUUUGCGAGACAAAGGAAUUAUUUCUUACACGGAGUACUUGUUUCUUCUGUCUAUUCUGACGAAGCCGAAAACUGGUUUCCAAAUCGCCUUCAACAUGUUCGACACUGAUGGAAAUGAAAGAGUCGACAAAACUGAGUUCCUCGUGAUUCGUCGUUUACUCGGUGGCAGCCUAAAGGAACGAGAUCUUGACGAGCUGACGAAAUGUGCAUUACGUGCCAUAAUUGCUCCCGGUGAAGAGAAUCCGUGCAAGGCAAAACUUCGCGAAACUCAUCCGAUUAAAUCAAACGAAAUUACCUCAAAUUCUUAUAUGGAAAAGAUAUUUAGUCACGCAUGGAGGGGUCGCCAUGGAUGCGAAACCAAAGAGGAAUUGGAACAAUUACAGGAACGUCAGAAAACACCGGAAGAAAUUCAAGGUCAAUUUAUCGACGAUGAUCAGGGUUUACAACGACGUCAUGCUGUGGAUACUACAUUGAUGGUACAUUUCUUUGGUAAAGAUGGUAUAAAUGAAUUGAGAUAUGAAGAUUUCAAACGCUUCAUGGUGAACUUGCAGCAUGAAAUAUUAGAACUGGAAUUUCAUGAAUUUAGCAAAGGACACAAUACGAUUAACGAAUUGGAUUUCGCUAAGAUUUUAUUACGAUAUACAUACCUCGAACCUGACGAGUACGAUAAAUACUUGGACAGAAUGUUGGAUCGAGCAGACUUGCAUAUUGGUAUCACAUUCGAGGAAUUCCGACGCUUUUAUCAGUUUUUGAACAACCUAGAUGAUUUUUCUAUAGCGAUGCGAAUGUACACAUUAGCGGAUCAUCCUAUAUCAAAAGAUGAAUUUCAACGGGCCGUAAAAAUAUGUACAGGAUCAAUGCUUUCGACUCACAUAAUUGAUACAGUCUUUGCCCUGUUUGAUGUAGACGGAGAUGGUCAACUUUCCUAUAAAGAGUUUAUAGCAAUUAUGAAAGAUCGAUUACAUAGAGGCUUCAAGUCUCAACAACGUAAUGAGGGUUGGGAAGCAUUUAAAUUUUGCGUAAAACAAGAGAUGAAGGCGCCCUAAUGGAAAAUCGAUGGUGCAACAAAGAAUUGUGAAAACAGCGAUUAUAUGGUUUUCACAUGUAAUAAUAAUAUUGAUUAUUACCGGAUUGUCUUAUAGUUGCCUAUCUUCAUAUUAAUAUUUAUUCUAAU
Molecule: messenger RNA, 1637 nt
Organism: Camponotus floridanus (Florida carpenter ant)
Lineage: Eukaryota; Metazoa; Arthropoda; Insecta; Hymenoptera; Formicidae
Gene: MICU3
Product: calcium uptake protein 3, mitochondrial
Exons: 12
Coding region: 16-1509 (497 amino acids)
Biological process (GO): mitochondrial calcium ion homeostasis; calcium import into the mitochondrion
Cellular component (GO): uniplex complex
Molecular function (GO): calcium ion binding
Source: RefSeq, a predicted model, not a curated record